Messenger RNA from Lobosporangium transversale, 1015 nucleotides. RefSeq lists its product as hypothetical. The coding region runs from base 173 to 991 and encodes 272 amino acids. NCBI's taxonomy places the organism in Eukaryota, Fungi, Mortierellomycota, Mortierellomycetes, Mortierellales, Mortierellaceae. The transcript has 2 exons. The record is from RefSeq and is a predicted model, not a curated record.
UAUACAAUGAUAUAUUUCAUAAUUAUAUAUUUCUGUCACUUCCAUCACCUUACUCCCUCAUCUCUUUUGCCUUGCCCUCUAUUGUUCAUCCGGGAUCAGGAUAAUUAUCCUCACACUUGCACCAAUUCACAUCCAGCACAAAGAACUCCAGUAGUAACUUCGGUUUCAAAAAAUGGACCCUUCUUCUUGGCCUGACGAACCUAAUCGUUCCAAAAUCGGGUCGUUUUACAGCUUGCUCUUGACCCAAGAAAGACAUGAAAUUAACCGUUUCCCCUUACAGGACUAUCCUACGUGGGCAAGGCGAGUGGUCCAUGCUGAACGCAAACGAUACAAAGACAAAGGAACAGAUAAACCAACAAAAGCUGACAGGAAAAUGGUCCUGGAUUUUGGUGAAGGGAUUAGUUCACAACUAUCACAACCAAAUGAUAACCAACAAGCAUCAGUUGAUAGUAAUCAGCAGCCAUCCGUCAAAGAGAAAAAGAAAAAGAAAAAGAAAAAGAAAAAAGAGAAAGGGCCAGGUCAGGGGGAAUAUGAUGCUGAAUACCUUCAUACUCACGUUGCUGAUGAAGCAGCAUACCCUAUCGUCUACAGUAAAAACUGUAGGCAGUCCCACGAAAGAACUAUGAAAUCCUGGGGACACUUCAUCUGCAAAACAGAGGAGUGCGAGGAGAACGAAUGGAAAUCAGCCAUCAUUGCCUGCCAUCUGAUUUUUUCUAGGUCCAACAUUUCCUACAAGGUUACACUUCAUGCCCAGAAGUGCAGGCAAUGCGAACGCUAUGCAGAACCUAUUGUGGACCCAGAAGCCUAUGCUAGACAGGUGGUUCAUGUUUUGGACUUGUGGAUGCAUCUUAGAGAAAGGGAAGAGCCCACUGGAUCUGGUGUCCAUACCAGAGGCCCUCAUGAUAUUGCUCGCUGCCAUGGAUGCGAAGUAGGUCAGUGCCCAUAUUCGGCAGGGGAGUUAGGGGCUCGACCAUCUAGACAAUUUCUUUAGUAUAAACUACCCUGAGAAUUGAAU